This is a messenger RNA of Lecanosticta acicola, 2706 nucleotides long. The record is from the annotation of a GenBank genome assembly. Lineage: Eukaryota; Fungi; Ascomycota; Dothideomycetes; Mycosphaerellales; Mycosphaerellaceae.
AUGGGGCGAGCAGCGUCACCAGCACUCUCGGAGAACGAGGUUGACAUUACGAGAAGUUUGUUCGCGGACGGCGGCUUCGGGAGCGACUCUGAGGUAGAAGAGAUUGCGGCAGCAACCAAAGGACCCGCGAUCGAUGACAUUCUCAGUGAAGAUGGAGAGGAAGACGAAGCCUUCAUUGCGGCUACGCAAGUCGCGGCCAAUCGACGCAACGAAAACAAAACCGCGAAGAAAGCCGGCGCAUUCCAGACCAUGGGCCUGAACGCCAAUCUCCUCAAAGCCAUCACACGCAAAGGCUUCUCCGUGCCUACACCGAUUCAGCGCAAAACGAUUCCAUUGAUUCUGGACGGUCAAGAUGUGGUUGGAAUGGCGAGAACUGGGUCGGGAAAGACCGCGGCAUUCGUAAUACCCAUGAUCGAGAAGCUCAAAUCGCACAGCGCAAAGGUGGGAGCCAGGGCAAUAGUCCUUUCGCCCUCGCGAGAACUUGCGCUGCAAACUUUGAAGGUGGUAAAAGAGAUGGGUAAAGGAACAGAUCUACGAACUACACUGCUUGUGGGAGGAGACAGCCUGGAAGAGCAAUUUCGUAGCAUGGCCAGCAACCCGGACAUUAUUAUUGCAACACCUGGACGCUUUGAGCAUCUGAAGGUCGAAAUGGGUCUGGAGCUGUCAAGUGUGAAGUACGUCGUGUUCGACGAAGCGGAUCGACUGUUUGAAAUGGGUUUCGCGGCUCAGCUCACAGAGAUCAUGCAUUCUCUACCUUCGAACAGACAGACGCUGCUUUUCUCCGCUACCCUACCGAAGUCUCUUGUGGAAUUUGCUAGGGCAGGUCUCCAGGACCCUAAACUUGUCAGAUUGGACGCUGAGAGCAAGAUUGCGCCUGGGCUACAGAGUGCUUUCUUCACGGUAAAACGUGCAGACAAGGAGGGUGCGCUGUUGCACAUUCUGCAAGACGUGAUCAAAAUGCCCAUUGGGUCAACCGAGGCCGCCACUAAAGCGGAGGAACCGAAAUCUGGAAGUAACAAAAAGCGCAAGCGAGGCGCAGUUGGAGCCCCCGCAAAUGAAGCGCCAUCGACCCAUUCGACAGUUGUCUUUGCUGCGACCAAACAUCACGUUGAGUACCUAGCGAACUUCCUAAAAGCCUAUGGAUAUGCCACCUCGUACGUGUAUGGUUCGCUGGACCAGACAGCUCGGAAAUUGCAGGUAGAAGACUUCAGACGUGGAAUGACGAACAUUCUUGUAGUCACGGACGUUGCUGCGAGAGGUCUUGAUAUCCCAAUUCUGGCCAACGUCAUCAAUUACGACUUUCCGUCGCAGCCGAAGAUUUUUGUUCACCGCGUUGGCAGAACUGCGAGAGCUGGGAAGGAAGGCUGGAGUUACAGUCUAGUCACCCAGCAGGACAUGCCGUACUUGCUUGACUUGCAGCUAUUUCUCAGUCGAAGAAUAGUGAUUGGAAGAGGGGAGAAGGAACCCGGGAUGUUCAAGGAUAUGGUUGUCGUCGGAGCUCUGAAGCGCGACAGGGUGGAGGUAUAUUCAGAGGAGACCUUGAAGCUGAUCGGAGACGACAUUGAUCUUGCGUCAAUGCGUGAUGUCGCAGCGAAGGGCGAGAAACAGUAUCUCAGAACAAGGAACUCAGCAUCCGCGGAGAGUGUCAAACGGGCGAAAGUACUCUCCGAGAAGGAGGACAUUGCUGGUACAAACAUGCUGUUUGAUGCUGACAAGGAUGGCAAUGCCGAGCAGCAGAGGCUGGACAUGUUGGCACGAGUGAGCGGCUUCCGACCGCAAGAAACAGUGUUUGAAAUAGGCAAGCGGGGAGAAAAGAGCGCAGCAGCAGAAGUAAUGCGAAAGCGAAGGUCCAAGAUCGAGCCGAAGCAUCGUGUGAAGAAAGAGAAUGACAGUGACGCAGGAGAGGAAGUUACUGUUGGAGCGAAGCCUCAUGCUACAGAGGCAGAUGAGGACUCUGACGAGGAACUCAUAUUAACACAGCCCGGUGCAGACAUGGAAGAAGCCUCGGAUUCUGAACUUGAACUCACAUUUACGACACCCAAUGAAGACGCAUCCAAGCCCUCCAAGAUCUCUGGUAAAGACUCCGAGUUCUUCAUGUCAUAUACUCCGUCUACGAUGAACCUUGCCGAAGACCGCGGCUACGGCGUGCACUCUGGUGGGACGAACGCUCAUUUCCUCGAAGCUGCACGUGGAGCCACAAUGGAUCUUACCAACGAUGAAAAUGCCAAAGGAUUCGCGGAACCCAGCAAAGCUCGAGGAUUGCGAUGGGAUAAGAAGAGCAAGAAAUACGUUGCUCGCGCCAAUGACGAAGAUGGCUCCAAGGGACAAAAGAUGAUCGUUGGCGAGAGUGGACAGAAGAUUGCCGCUUCAUUCAAAUCCGGACGUUUCGAUGCAUGGAGGAAAGCGAAUCGCGUGGAGAGACUGCCAAAAGUUGGAGAGAUGGAGAGGAACGGAGUGCAUUAUGCCAAUAAUGAAGGGAAGAGGUUUAAGCAUAAACAAGAGCGGGCGCCGAAGGAGGCGGACAAGUAUCGCGACGACUACUAUAAACGCAAGAAGAAGGUGGACGCUGCGCGAGAGAAGAGAGUGGGCAGGUUUGCAGAAGGCAAGGGAAAGAAUGAGUUGAAAGGUGUAGAAGAUGUGAGGAAGGGCAGAAAGUUGCAGGAGAGAAGGAGGGACAAGAAUGCUAGGCCUAGUCGGAAGAGGUAG